Notodromas monacha is the source of this 1098-nucleotide messenger RNA. Lineage: Eukaryota; Metazoa; Arthropoda; Ostracoda; Podocopida; Cyprididae. The record is from the annotation of a GenBank genome assembly.
CAGCAUCAAACACUGGUGGGAAAAGAAAAAAGCUUGGAGUUGGCCUGGCUUAUCUCACAGGAAGCAGGCCAAGUGGGGAAAACAGAGUUCUUGAUUUGGGGGCCAGAAAGCAAUCUAUCAAGAGAAAUCCUGAAUUCACAAACAGAAACUCUGAAUGGACACACACACACACAUGUCCUCCUAAACACCUUAUUGUGGGAACACUGUACACCAAGCCAUGUUUACUUGACCUGGAAUGUAUAUUUUUGUAACUCUCUCUCUCUCUCUUUCUUUAUAUUAUUCCCAUGCUGUAUUUUAUUCUACUUCUAUCUUGAUGAAACUCUUAUAGACCAACCUGGCCACACCCAAGAGUCAAAGCUCUUGAACCAAACCUGGGAAAGUGUUCCCACAACCUUUGCUUAUUUUUUUCUUGACUUGAUUUGAAAAGUGGUGGCCAAGGUUCCUUAUUAGUCCAUGCAAGCCAGGAAAACAAGAUGGCAAAAUGCUGCCAGCUGGUUUUGUUAAUUUCCUUAUAUUAUUGUGCUCUGCUUGCCAAAGGACUCCCUGUAAAUGACAAGGACACUGACAAAAAUGUGUUGCCAUUGUGCACCAGACAUAAGCACUUGCUGAAUGGGAAACAGCAGAAGAGACAGGCAUCUGACAAGAUGCUUGGCAUGAGUCUGGAUUCCUGGCAAGCUGAAUUUGCUGCUCAGAUAGGAAUGCUCCAGAAGGAAGUGAUGAACCUCAAGGGCAACAUUGUCAAAGAGCAACAUUCAUCCACAGCACAGGCAAUCAAGAAAAGAAACUCAGCACAGGAAUCCUAUUUGAAAAAGGCCAUCAAGGAGCUCAAGGACAGUAUAGAAAUUGUGAAAAGAGCCAGGAAGCAGAAGAGGCAUUCUUUGUCAGUGGAUGCAGAAGAACAGCUGCUGAAAAAGAAACUCAAGGAUGUGGAGAAAACAUUGGGCUUUGAGAUCAAGGAUCAGAUGAAGAAUUUGCUUUCCCUGGCUGACCAACAUUCCCCAAAGAUUCUCACACCCCAGAAGAAAUUCCUCAAAUAGCCCAUGAUCCAUAAGUUCCCCAAAUACCUUGGAGAUAAUAAAACUUACUCCCAAAAGGACU